Molecule: messenger RNA, 2699 nt
Organism: Mya arenaria
Lineage: Eukaryota; Metazoa; Mollusca; Bivalvia; Myida; Myidae
Product: leucine-rich repeat-containing protein 74B-like
Exons: 13
Coding region: 289-2118 (609 amino acids)
Molecular function (GO): calcium ion binding; protein binding
Source: RefSeq, a predicted model, not a curated record
UUAAACCUUCUGUACAUUCGAUGAGAAUUAAAAUACAGUAUUUCCUUCGAACGAUUGUGUUUUAGAUAUUUAAAUGAUCAUAUUGAAGUUUUGAAGGAUAUGUUUACUUUUUCAAGGACUUGAGUAUUAAAUGUCUAUUUUUCAUUUAGCCACAAUCUAAUUUACAAAUUGCCAAAUUGUAUCAAUGCCGCAUGCUUUAAUAUUUCAUAAUUAUUUAUGUAGAAAAAUGUUAACUUAACAUAACUACCGUACCUGCCAUUUUGAAUAAGAUUGUUACGGAUUGUUUACAUGAUGCCGGGAGAAUCUCCCAAAGUGGGGGGAUCCCCUCUCCCGACGGUCACCCCGCCUCGAUUGCAAUCUCCAUCGAAAGCGAAGCUGCAGUCACGCGCGGAUUCCCGGAAGGAGGAUGGUCUUCAGUCACCUCUUGUCCAAACGCCGGAUGCCCCCCGAGAACUGAAUGAUAAAGAACCGAUAUUUCUGACGGACAUCUCUAUGCGGGAGAUGAGCACAAUCAACGAGGAUUUCGAGGGAGUCGACUGUCCAGAUACCAGGGUGGCUUCUGGGAUGGGUGGCCAGGGUGACGGGGAGGGUUCAGGGGGAUCGGGUGUGUCUUCCAUGUCUGAGGAGGAGGAGGAAGAGGAGGAGCUGGAGGAAGAAUAUGAUACGGACCUUGAGCUUGAACCCGACAAGUGGCUAAACCCUGAGUUGUACGACCAUGACACAACCGGUGUCAACCGUUAUCUGCGCAUGUGUACGAAGCUCGAAAUUCAGCCAAUCACCUACUUCCUUAAGCACAUGCAGGACCGGGAACUCAUCAUGAAGUACCACGGACUGGGGCCGCUAGGGGUCAAGGCCAUGUCGGACCCGUUGGAGACAAAUACGACCAUCGAGCGGAUGGAUCUGGAGGGGAACUAUAUGCUGGGAGUGGGCGCCACCUAUCUCGCGAAUGUGCUCAAAGACAACGUCUACGUCACCCAGCUCAUAUUAUCAGAGAACAAAAUGGGCAAUAUUGGGGCAAAGGCAAUAUGCGAGUUACUCGUAGAAAAUAAGACAAUCACCUAUUUAGACUUAAAAGGCAAUUACAUCGAAGACGGUGUAGCAGAAAACUUCUAUGACAUGUUGUCGAAAAACACGGACCUGAAGACACUUAUCUUGCGACACAAUAAUUUCGAGGACGAGGGUGCACGAUGGCUGCGGGAUUCUCUCAUGGAGAACGAUACUCUUGUUACGCUUGAUCUGAGCUGGAACCAUUUCCAAUGGCGGGGCUGCUGCGCAAUCGCGGAGGGCAUGGUGGAAAACACUGGUAUCAAGUCCCUGAACUUGUGUAUGAACGGGUUCGGACUGGAAGGUUCUGUGUCGCUGGAGGAAAUGUUGAAGUCCAACCGCACACUGCUGGAUCUCGACAUCAGUUUCUGCAGGAUACCCCUGAAGGGUGCUCCCCACAUUGCGUCCGGCAUACAGAACAACGAAGCGCUGGAGAGACUCGAUAUUGGUUACAAUCAGCUCCAAAACGAAGGCGGAUACGUGAUUUUGGUUGGGGAGGAGCGCAAUGAAACGGCCCCGCUGAAACACAUCGACUUCGGGAACUUGACGGUGAAGCCAACUUUCAAGAAGCUUGCCGACCGCCUAGAGGAGGAACGCGGCAUUGAGAUCCUGUACGGAGGCGUCAUGCUUGAUGUCACCUCCUUCCGAUGCGCCAAGUACGACCCUUGGGCCGCCCACGCCAACGACCCCAUGACCAAGCUGAAGCAGUGGCUGGACAAGACCAAUUUUCGCCUGGUUGACCUCCUGUUAACGUUUGACCGGACCGGAGGCCUUAGUAUUGAUCUCGAGGAACUGAAAAAUGGAAUCCAUAAUGCGGGUAUCGACAUGACGGACAUUGAGAUUGACCUGCUCAUGAAGAAACUGGACGAUGACAACAGCGGUACCAUCGAUAUGAAGGAGCUGAUGCAGGGUGAUGAGCUGAACACUCUGGCCCAGCGGGAAGCCAUCCGCUACAAAGAGGAACAAGACCGCCAAGACACGGACAGACGACGCCAAGCCAAGAAGGGUGACCCCAAAGACUUCCAGAAGAUCAUACAGGAAUCUGACGUCAUCAAGCCUGUGUCAAUUGUCUGAUGUCAUCAUUCUUGCCAAUUAUAUCAAUUCUUUUGUUAUUUGGAAUGUUUUGUUUUUCGUUAGUGAACAUUCAAAUAUGCAGUGUUGUAGUGUUUAAUUAAUUUUAAGAAACCGUUGAAAUUGUUUAUACAUUUUCGUUAUUUAUUUUAUGUAUUGGCAUCUAAGUUGACAAUUGACAGUACAACUCAUUCUCAUGCCUGUUAUGUAUCAAAAAUAGCACAACUCUUUUGUUAGUUGUUUAUCAUUUAGUCCUAUUGUUUAAAUGUUUCAAGAACGUGAUUUUUCCAUAUAGAAUGACAGUUAUUAGGUAAUUUAAUUGUAUAUACAAGUACGUUUUCUGAGACGGCGUAUAAUAUUGUGCCGACAUUGUCCUGAUAUAUACUCCUAUUCAUGCGUAUGAAGCUGUGACCUGAAGUAUUCCCUAGCAUUUUCAAAGUGUUUAUAUUUUUAUUAAACGUUAUAUGUAGUUUUUGUUACUAGCUAAAAUUUGUAUUGCUGUUAGUUUUUGUUUUGUGUGAAAUAUUUAAAAUUUCAAUUGUUGAAACUAGUGAGUGCGCAUGAAUGAGACCAAAAUGUUGUUA